This is a messenger RNA of Triticum dicoccoides, 789 nucleotides long. RefSeq names its product F-box protein At5g07610-like. NCBI's taxonomy places the organism in Eukaryota, Viridiplantae, Streptophyta, Magnoliopsida, Poales, Poaceae. The coding region runs from base 1 to 789 and encodes 262 amino acids. The record is from RefSeq and is a predicted model, not a curated record. The transcript is spliced from 2 exons. Gene Ontology annotation, molecular function: protein binding.
AUGGCCCGUGAGGGCAGCGACCAGAGAGCAUCUGCGGCCGGCCAGACGGAAGAGAGCGACGAGAUGCAGGGGAAUCUUUUCAAGAAGAAGAGGCGCACGAAGAGGAGCCCCGUGUCCAACCUCUCGGACGACCUCCUCGUCGAGAUCAUCUCGCGCGUGCCCUACCAGUCCACCUGCUGCUGCAAGUGCGUCUCCAGGCGGUGGCGCGACCUACUCUCCCACCCCGACCACCUCAAGAAGCUUCCCCAGUCGACCCUCGCCGGCAUCUUCUACAAAACCUUCGGAGGCACGGGCCGCCUGCCCCCAGCUAGGUUUUGUGGUUACCGAAGCGUAUCAGGGAACUUCUGCUCUAGCAUGGACCCCUCCCUCUCCUUCCUGCCCAAACGGAGGAGAGUUCAGUUUUACCUCUUGGACUGCUGCAAUGGCCUCCUCCUCUCCCGCAACUGGGAUCAGCCUUAUGGUGUCAAGAACUUUGAUUAUGUGGUCUGCAAUCCCGCCACUAAGAAAUGGGUCGUCGUGCCUGCCGCCGUAUGGUCCUGCGAGGUGCGGAUUACUCGCCUAGGGUUCCAUCCGACUGUCUCCUCCCACUUCCAUCUGUUCGAGCUUGCAUCUGCUGGUGCCAAUAUGGAGGGUCAGGGUACACGCAUCCAAGCAGUCGGAAUCUACUCAUCCAAAGCUGGAGUUUGGACACAUCAAGUUGUUUGGGACAGCCCAAUUUCGAUAAACCGACUAUUCGAAAAGCGUAUUUUUCAACAGGAUGCUGCAUUUAUCUUCUCGGUCAUGUCAUAA